Molecule: messenger RNA, 2402 nt
Organism: Pseudogymnoascus destructans
Lineage: Eukaryota; Fungi; Ascomycota; Leotiomycetes; Thelebolales; Thelebolaceae
Exons: 2
Coding region: 252-2402 (716 amino acids)
Biological process (GO): GPI anchor biosynthetic process
Cellular component (GO): endoplasmic reticulum
Source: RefSeq, a predicted model, not a curated record
CCCGAAUCGAGAACAGCAAUAUUACCCUCGUCCAUUUUUCUUUGCUUCGUUCAAUUCUGUUCCAACUGUUUCCUGGAUACCUGUCUUUACUAUAAUAUAUCUAUUCCUUCACGAAACCCGCUGGACGAAUUGAGCCGCGCAAGACUGUACUGUACGUCACUGACACCGUCGUUGUCCUCUUCUCGAACCCUCACCAGCCUACACCCACGGCUCCGAGGCUGGGUCCACAGGCAUGGCGAGCAGAUAGCGCCAUGAGCAACAACUACAACCACCUCCGGACGCGCUCCUCGCGCAACCACUUUAUAGAGCCUCCGUCAAUGGUGUCGCGUAUCGUCAAUGUGCUUCCGACUCAUCUCGCUCUCCUGGCACUUAGGACCCUGGACAAACCUCGCAAAGCUAUAGCACAGCUUCCCACCACACUCCGGAAUGCACGGCGGGCCGCGCGGCGGCUGACACUGCGCAGCUUCGUGAAUGUGCCGAAUGGGUUUAUUGUUGUCUGGUUUCUGUUGUUGCUGUGGGGGGAGCGGUGGGCGUUCCAUAGUGCGAUUAAACAGUGCAGAUGGGAGAACUGGGAGAGAUGGCCUCAAGCUGCGACGCCUCACCACCUUGUUUUCCUCGCGGAUCCGCAACUUGUCGACCCGCACACAUAUACAGGGCGGCCGUGGCCGCUGUCGACGUUUACGGAGCUCCAUGCGGAUAACUACCUGAGACGCUCAUAUACGAACCUGCAGCUUAAAUUGCAGCCAGACACUAUAUUCUUCCUCGGCGACCUCUUCGAUGGGGGCAGGGAAUGGGCGACGAUGCGGGGAGAUACGGAGGACCCAGAGUGGCAGACAAAACAGCGUGCAAAGGACGAAGCAGCGCUGGUAGGAUACUGGAAGAAGAACUACGGCGAGUACUUUUGGAUGCAGGAAUACGAGCGCUUUGGAAAGAUCUUCUUCAGCCUAUUUAACCUGGGGAACCCAACCUCGCAGGCGAGCCCCGGACAGCGGGGCCGCAAGAUCAUCGCGAGUCUGCCGGGGAACCAUGAUCUGGGCUUCGGGGCGAAGAUCAAGAUGCCAGUGCGAGAUCGAUUCGAGGCGUUUUUCGGGGAGGCGAACCGUGUGGAUAUUAUAGCCAACCACACCUUCGUCAGCAUAGACAGUGUGAGCCUGAGCGCGGGGGCUGAUAAGAGCGAGGUCGACAACCGGGACGUUUACGCACCGGUAGAGGAGUUCCUGGCUGGCGUGCAGGCACGCAAGCGCCGUGCCACAGCGCGGGAACUCCGAUACAUACGAGGCGAACCGGAGGAGCUUAGGCACCCGAGGACGAUUCACGAUACGGAUGGCCUAGUGCUGAAGGAGAGCGAUUUCCUGCCCCUUGACCCAGGGGAGGGGAACAGCAACGACUUCCCCACAAUCCUCCUCACCCACGUCCCGCUAUACCGCGAGCCCGGCACACCCUGCGGCCCGCAGCGCGAACACUGGCCCCCUGCCACGCCGCCCAAGGGGCAGCUCGGCCCCGUCAUCCCCGACCACCGCAACGCGAUCUCCGUAUCGCGCGGCUACCAGUAUCAGAACGUGCUAUCGCAGACCGACUCUGCGCGUCUGCUGAAGACGAUUGGAAACGUGCAGCACGUCUUCAGUGGCGAUGACCACGACUACUGCGAGUUGGUGCAUGACGAGGUGAAUUCGGGCGUUGGGAUUAUUGGCCGCGUGAGGGAAAUCACGGUCAAGAGUGCAUCGUGGUGUAUGGGCGUCCGCCAACCUGGGUUCCUUAUGGCUAGUCUCUGGAACCCUAUUGGCCCUGACGGACGCCCCUUGGGGACAAAAGGAGGCGGUCAUGGCGCAGUGAACGAUGUUGCUGCACCGACGAUCGAGACUCACCUCUGUCUUCUCCCGAACCAGAUCUCGAUCUUCAUCCGCUACAUUUUCCUAUUCAUCAUCACCAUCUCUGCCCUCCUCGCGCGCGCCGUCCUGACACAGACUAUGGGCCUUCCGCCAACCUUGCCACCAUCAGUAUUUUCCUUCUCCGCGCCGUCGAAAGGGGACAGUCCGCUACUCCCGACCUCGAAGCGCGAGGCUGAGGUACACAGGUCAUCAGACUCCUUGACGAGCAGCACCUCGAGCACACUCAGCGGCCAUCUUGCGCCGCGGAGUGCAGCGGCGAGAACGCGUAGUGUGAGUCCAGCCGUGGGCUACGGGUUGCCGGCGGUGCAGGCGCAGGGCCGGUAUGCGCCGCCUGCCUGGGAAGAGGAUGGGGAUGAGAAGGAGAAGGGGAAGGCGGGUAGGGAGUUUGGGAGUGAGAGGGCGGUGAAGGAGGGGACGCCGCUGGGGAGGAUAGGGAGGGAGUUUGCGGAGAGCGUAUGGAGGGUGCUGUGGGUAGCGGGGUCGUUGUUUGUGUGGUUAACUUGGAGCGGGUAG